Messenger RNA from Myxocyprinus asiaticus (Chinese sucker), 1974 nucleotides. RefSeq names its product ribosomal protein S19 binding protein 1 (gene rps19bp1). Gene Ontology annotation, molecular function: enzyme binding. The coding region runs from base 105 to 557 and encodes 150 amino acids. NCBI's taxonomy places the organism in Eukaryota, Metazoa, Chordata, Actinopteri, Cypriniformes, Catostomidae. The transcript is spliced from 4 exons. Gene Ontology annotation, cellular component: nucleolus. The record is from RefSeq and is a predicted model, not a curated record.
AGUCUUUAUUGAGAAACACACAGUGCAUUCACAUGGCAUGAAAACACGGAAGACUUUAAUCUGUUUAUCUGUAUUUAUUCCCAUUUUAAUUCAACAGUUUCAUAAUGUCAGCAUCACUGAUCCGAAGAGGACUUGAAUUAUUCAACGAGAAAGAUGGACAGAAGUGUAAGCAGAAGAACAGUUCUCAUAAAGCGUCACUGAUGAAUCAGAUCAACUCUAAUAAACAGAGAGUUCACAAACAGAUCCGUCGACUGAAGAAUCAGAGAGGAGCAGUGAAGAGUAAAACUACAGUUAAAGACAAACACAUCAAAUAUGCUCUGGAUGAAUACAGGAAGAAACAGAAGAAGAAGAAGAGUCAGCUGACGUCAAAUCUGGAGUACUUCCUGAGCACCGAUUACAAAACACAAACCAACCACUCCACAAAGAUCAUAAAGCAGAAUUCCGGUCGUCGUGCGUGUCAUCAGCCGGAUCUGCCCGACACUAAACAGGAGGAGAAAUCUGUUUUCACUGAGAAAGAGUUCCAAAAGUUUCAGAAAGAAUAUUUUACAAAUCUUUAGUGUCUUCGAGGAGCAUUUAAUGCCCAAUGACAAUAACACGCUUUUUCCUGGAAAUAUUCACUCGGAAUGAUCUCUCAUUGAUGCAGCUGGAAUGCAGUUAUUCCACUUUUCAAAUAAAAGAUGUGCUGAUGUUUUUUGUCAUAAGUGAUUGUUUGAGUUUCUUGAAUGAAUACAUUUUGUUGACAGAUGAGAAACAGCUUGUUUUCGGAGUGCAGUGACCCAUCCUCAAAAGUUUCUUUAGACGUCAAGGUUGGGUAAAUUAACCUCAUGAUUGAAACAGGCAAAUACAUAUUUAGUUUAAAACAAACAUUCCUACACAACUCAAAAAGUGCUCUAUACCUUCCACAGAUCUUAAAUUCUCAUAUCAAAAGCAAGUGGCAAUCAGAAUGUGAUUGACUGCAUGUCAUUUAUUUGUUAAUCUUGCUGUUGGGACAAGAAGUAUUUUCUCUUUUAAUAACCUCAAGUCAUUUACACACGAUUUACACAUUUAUGCCACUCAAAACUCACGCACAAAUUUUUACUGUUGGGAAAAUCCACCCAUAUGUGCAUCAUGUCAGAGCCACUAUCUGUUAAACAUAUUUUAUUGGACUGUAAUAUUUCUACUCCUUUGACAAAAUAGUUUUAAUUCCAUUGACACCCUCGAAAAGGUUUUUAACCAAGUUAAUCCGAAUUUAGUUUUUAGAGGUGCUGAGUGACUCCAGUCAGGUCUCCUAAGCAACCAAAUUGGCCCGGUUGCUAGGGAGUGUAGAGUCACAUGGGGUAACCUCCUUGUGGUCGCUAUAAUGUGGUUCUCACUCUCGGUGGGGCGCGUGAUGAGUUGUGCGUGGAUGUCGCGGAGAAUAGCAUGAAGCCUCCACACACGCUACGUCUCCGUGACAAGUCACGUGAUAAGAUGCGCAGAUUGACGGACUCAGACGUGGAGGCAACUGAGAUUCAUCCUCCACCACCCGGAUUGAGGCGAAUCACUACGCCACCACUAGGACUUAGAACGCAUUGGGAAUUGGGCAUUCCAAAUUGGGAGAAAAGGGGAGAAAAUCCAAAAAAAAAAGAAACAAACAAACAAGAACAAAGAUUCUGGACAAACUGUUUCCUGUUUGUGCAACAAAAGUGUUGGCACACAAAGGUUUCACCACUAAAAGAAAAGAAGCCAAAUAAAGUUUUGAAUAAAUAAAAUGUUUCACUUUGUGACAAUUAAGCACAUUUUUCCUCCAAAUUCUCAUUACUCUAAUGCAAAAGUAAUGAUAUAUUAUUUAAAUUGCAAAGUAUUUGUUGUACAGCUGUUAAGCUGAUGAAAAUGUAAAAUCAUUACAGUAAUUUUUUAAUGUGAAACAGUUUAAUGCAGUUGCAGCAGUCAGAAUCACCACUGAGAAUAGUGUGAUGUACCAAGAAAAUGUUAAUAAAUAAUGUGCUACAGGAA